GGCCAGAACUGAAAGUCAGAACGAUGAUGAACCGCGUUGCAAGCAGCCUGCUCCUCCUGCUGGUGGUGGCCGCAGCCGCCGUCCAGGCAGCCUCGGUGGCCACCCCUACCUGUGGCGGUAGUACGUCCUCGAAGAAAAUCAACCUGGUUAACCCAUCCAACGCGCCCCGGGAGUGCGAGUACCACAUCAAGGCCUACAACAAGUACGUGUGCCAACUGCGCAUCGACUUUGCCAUGACCCUGGCCCAGCCCACUCUGGAGACCCAGGCGGAUUCGGGACUGAGCUACGCCGAGUGCACCCAGGACUACUUCGAGGUCAACGGCCUGCGACUCUGCGGCACCGAAGUGUGGCAGCACAUCUAUGUGCCCUUCAACGCCACCGAUGGCGACACCCAAGUGGAUUUGUUGAUUUCGCUGGCCAAUCGUGUGGGCUACACUGACCUGCCCACUCCCACCUGGGACAUGACUGUGACCCAGUUGGAGUGCCCCGCCGGUGCCUCGGUGCGUUCCCUGGAUUUGGAUGAGGAGUCCACCAUCGAGGGACGCGCCAGCGCCAGCACCAAGGACGGAUUCUAUGUGGCCCCUCCCGGCUGCCUGCAGUACUUCCCCCAGUCCAAGGGCGUGGUCAAGUCCUUCAACUACAACGAAGGCCAAGGCAUCUACCCAUCCCGCAUGAACUACGCCAUCUGCUUCCGCCGCGACACGGACACCACUGCCCUUAACAUUCGCGCCUACUACUUCAACGUGGGUGCCCAGGAGCAGGCCACCACCCUGCUGACCGACGAGUCCUGCUACAGCGCCGAUAGCACCAACGACCUUGACGCCGAUUUCCUGAUGGUGCCCCAGGCCACCAUGGAGGACAGCCACAAGCACGCCACCUACUUCUGUGGCUCCAUCAAGAAGGACGUGGUGAUAUCGAGUAACAAUCCUGGCCCCCUGCUGGUUCUCUUCAACAGCGAUGAUAUCUACAGGCAGAACGAGGCGGGUUUUGCCUUCACUUACACCGUCGAUUAAAUGGUGAAAUGCUCCUCGAUAGCACUGUAAACAAAGAAAGAAAUUUGCAAUAAAAACAAAGCUUUAAUCAAAA
Drosophila bipectinata is the source of this 1086-nucleotide messenger RNA. RefSeq lists its product as uncharacterized. The record is from RefSeq and is a predicted model, not a curated record. NCBI's taxonomy places the organism in Eukaryota, Metazoa, Arthropoda, Insecta, Diptera, Drosophilidae.